Puccinia triticina is the source of this 333-nucleotide messenger RNA. RefSeq lists its product as uncharacterized. The record is from RefSeq and is a predicted model, not a curated record. The transcript has 3 exons. Lineage: Eukaryota; Fungi; Basidiomycota; Pucciniomycetes; Pucciniales; Pucciniaceae. The coding region runs from base 1 to 333 and encodes 110 amino acids.
AUGCAAUUCUUCAGCUUAUAUACCCUUGUCGCGCUGCUAUACAUCCAAAGUGAAGCUGUCCAUGCCUCGACGUUCUCCUGCAACAAACCAAAUGCCAAAGGCUUUUGUAUGAUAAAGAUAAAUCGACAUAAUGUUAAUACUGUACCAGGCUGGAAAGGCCACGACUGGGCUUCGUGUAUCGCCAAUAUAUCGCUAGGCAGGUACAGCUGUGAUAUGACUAUUGGCGCCGCCGCCAUCCAGGCAAGUUUCUGUUGCGACGACCUCGAAGUUGAACCAGGCUACGUCACACCUUUGACUAAGCGAUUUGUCAAAAACCACUGCUCCACUCAAUAA